Acipenser ruthenus (sterlet) is the source of this 646-nucleotide messenger RNA. Its product is annotated as interleukin-3 receptor class 2 subunit beta-like. Bases 62 to 646 code for a protein of 194 amino acids. The transcript has 6 exons. Lineage: Eukaryota; Metazoa; Chordata; Actinopteri; Acipenseriformes; Acipenseridae. The record is from RefSeq and is a predicted model, not a curated record. Gene Ontology annotation, cellular component: external side of plasma membrane; membrane. Gene Ontology annotation, biological process: immunoglobulin mediated immune response; cytokine-mediated signaling pathway. Gene Ontology annotation, molecular function: protein binding; cytokine receptor activity.
GUGGAGAAGGAUACAGAGAUACGAAACAUGCGAGCUGCAAGAUUCACCCAGUGACCCUCGGAUGCAAAGCUGCAGUGUGAUAGCGGGCGGAGAUCAAGAGCGGCAAACGUUCACGAUCUUCACUAAAAUCAGAAGCCGGGUGAAGUGUGGAAACAGCAGCCAGGAUGCAGCUAACAUUACAUUCAAACCAAGUGAAAACGUGAAAAUGCACCCUCCCUUCGCUCCUUCCAUUGUGGACAGCACCAACAUUACCUGGACUCUGAACCAGAAUCUGAUCCCAGUGUACCUUCAGCAAAGAGAGUUUCAAAUCCGAUUCAAAUGCAAAGGGAACUCCUGGGAGGACUCCAGUUUGAUCUCCGAGCUUCAAGGUCAGGAGUGGACCCAGCUCAACGAGAAGUGGCUGGACCGGGAUGCGGUGUACGAGACUCAGGUUCGAGUCAAAUCCCAAGAAUAUGCAGGAGAGUGGAGCGAGUGGAGCCCAGUUACUGAGUGGAGAUCUCAAGUGGGAAAUAUGGCUGAAGGGGGCAGCUUGAAGUGUGUUUCUGAUUACAAAUCCACGCUGAGCUGUGCUUGGAACACGACAGGGAAGCUGAGAGAGUCUUCAUGCAGGCUUCACUUCACGUGGACCGUAAACAGGGGGCGGUAG